UUCUGGGGGAGGAUUGGUGUUGUUGGUCAUUGUGUAAAGAAUAUGGCACAAGAUACAAAGGCUAUUGAAGCUAAAAAUAGAGGUAAUGCAGCUUUUUCUGCAAAAGAAUUUGAAAAAGCAGUGGAAGCCUUUUCAGAAGCGAUUCAAUAUGAUCCAGAUAAUCAUGUGCUCUAUUCCAAUCGGUCAGCAGCUUAUGCUAGUCUUGGGAAAUAUCGUGAAGCUUUAGAAGAUGCCAAUAGUUGUAUUCAAAGGAAACCAGAUUGGGCAAAGGGAUAUUCUCGUAAAGGUGCUGCUUUAUAUGGUUUAGGACAAUAUGAAGAAGCCAUAGCAGCUUAUGAACAAGGCUUGCAGAUAGAACCCCAUAACGAAGCACUAAGGGAAGCCAAACAACAAACUAUAAACUGUUCUUCCAACCAAAACUCUAAGAGUGGUUUAUUUGGACCUGAGACUUUGGCUCAAUUGGCAAUGAAUCCCAAUACUAGAAAGUUAUUACAGGAUCCCUCCUUUAUGCAAAUCCUAAAAGAAAUGCAACAAAAUCCAUCAGCUAUAGGAAAAUAUUUACAAGAUCCUCGUGUCAUGGAAGUAUUGAGUGUGUUAACUGGAAUGAGGUUUGAUAAUAGUCCAUUCCAACAAGAAUCCAGUUCUAGUGCUUCCCAAAAUAAUGAUGAUAAUAAUAAUAAUAACGAUGAAGAUGCAAAGAUGAAUGAAAAUAAUAGUUGCGAUAAGGAAAUGUCUCAACAAGAGUAUAACAAUCCAUCAGAAGAAAGUCUCCAAAAGCAACAAGCAUUGAAAGAAAAGGAAUUAGGCAAUGAAUAUUAUAAGAAGAAGCAAUUCCAAGUUGCUAUCGAACAUUAUAACAAAGCAAUAGAAUUGGAUCCUUGGAACAUAUCUCUCCUUACUAAUAGGGCUGCUGCUUAUUUGGAAAUGGGUGAAUGUGAGAGAUGUAUGGAAGACUGUCAAAAAGCAAUUGAUUGGAAUAUAGAAUACAAUUUACGUACCGAUUAUAAGAUAAUAGCGAGAGCCUAUUCUAGAAUGGGAAAUGCCUAUGCAAAGAAACAAGAUUACGAUAAAGCUAUAGAGUGUUAUGAAAAGUCUCUUUUGGAAUAUCACGACGAUAAGAUUCAAUCCAAAUGCAAUGAAUUGAAGAAACAAAAGAAGAAAUGGGAAGAAGAGGCUUAUAUGGAUCCUGAGUUAUCCAAAGUGGCUAAAGAAGAAGGAAAUAGUUUGUACAAACAAGGCCAAUUUCCAGAAGCCUUACAGAAGUAUACGGAAGCCAUCAAACGUAAUCCAAAGGAUCCCAUUCCUUAUAGCAAUAGAGCAGCUACUUAUACCAAAUUGGGACAGUUUCCUAGUGCUUUAGCAGAUUGUGAAAAAUGUUUGCAAUUGGAUCCCCAGUUUGUGAGAGCUUAUGCUAGGAAGGGUGCCAUUCAUUUCUAUAUGAAAGAAUAUCAUAAGAGUUUGGAUGCCUAUCAAAAAGGAUUACAAGUGGAUCCUAAUAAUACAGAAUUGAAAGAAGGGUUACAGAAAACGCUAAGUGCUAUUGCAGAACAACAACGUUCAGAGAAACCUGAUGAAGAACAAAUCAAACAUGCUAUGGCAGAUCCCGACAUUCAAAAGAUAUUGAUGGAUCCUGUUUUACAAAAUGUAUUACAAGAAGCUCAAUCAGACCCGAGUUGUAUACAGAAAGCCAUGUCGAGUCCCGGAAUGGCAGCCAAAAUUCAGAAACUCAUUGCUGCAGGUAUUUUACGUGUUGGAUAAACAACUUGUUCUUUUUUGAUUAUUUAUUAUAUGAACCAAAAGAAUAUUCUUUACAAGUCAAAGCACCCACAGGACACAAGUCAAUCACAUUUCCUGAUAACUCUGAACGAAAUACUUUUUCAAUAUAAGUAUUUAUUUCUGUAUCUCUUCCACGUCCUGUCGUUCCCAAAUCAGGUACUCCAGCCACUUCAGUUGCAAACCUUACACAUCGAGUACAAUGAAUACAUCUGGUCAUAAUAGUUUUGAUCAAAGGACCACAAUAUUUAUCUUCCACAGCUCUCUUAUAUUCAAAAAAUCUUCCUCUAUCCGAACCAAAUACCAUUGCUUGGUCUUGCAAGUCACAUUCUCCACCUUGAUCACAUAUAGGACAAUCCAAAGGGUGAUUCAGUAAUAAAAACUCCAAUACUCCUUCUCUUGCUUUUCGAACUCGAGGAGAGUGGGUCAAAACACGCAUUCCUUCCAUUACGGGCAUAGCACAAGAAGCAGCCAAUUUGGGAGACUUUUCAAUCUCCACCAAACACAUGCGACAAUUACCAGCAAUAGAAAGACGUUCGUGAUAACAGAAUCGAGGUAUCUCUACUCCUGAAAACUCACAAGCUUGAAUAAUAGUGGAACCUUUAGGUACCCAAUGUUCUUCUCCGUUGAUGAACACGGACACCAAAUGGUCAGGU
Molecule: messenger RNA, 2429 nt
Organism: Galdieria sulphuraria
Lineage: Eukaryota; Rhodophyta; Bangiophyceae; Galdieriales; Galdieriaceae
Product: stress-induced-phosphoprotein 1
Exons: 9
Coding region: 43-1758 (571 amino acids)
Molecular function (GO): Hsp90 protein binding
Source: RefSeq, a predicted model, not a curated record